UAUGGAACAGCCGGGAAUAAGGAAAAUUGCUCCAAAUUUCCCCUUAAAAUUCUUUCGUAUAACUUAGUUUCUUUCUCCAAUUCCACCAUUCGUCUUGUGCGAUUGUUUUCUCCUCCGUCUCCGAGAUUUUCAGAGAUGAAGAUAGUUGCGGCGUAUUUGUUGGCUGAUUUGGGCGGAAAUACUCACCCUUCCGUUGAGGAUAUCAACGCCAUUCUCGGCUCUGUUGGAAUAGAGGUUGAAGAUGAAAGAAUAGAGUUGCUUCUUUCCCAAGUUAAGGGCAAAGAUUUAGCAGAGGUCAUAGCCAGUGGAAGGGAGAAGAUGGCAUCAAUCUCUUCUGUUGGUUCUGCUAUUCCUGUAGCUGCCGGCGGCGGUGGCGCUGCUUCUGCUGCUGUGGCUGCCGAGCCUGUGAAAGAGGACAAGAAAGAAGUUGAAGAGGAGUCGGAGGAUGAGAUGUGCUUCAGUCUCUUUGAUUAACCAGAUUUUGCGGAUUCAUUCAAACUGCUAUCUAAAGACCUGGAUUUUUGGCUACUUAAUUAUGAUAUAGGAUGAACUAUUAUGACCAGUUAUAGUUAUAGACCCAUUUAGUUUUAUGUGAAUUUAUCCUUCUUGCAUCCACAGUUUACCAAUUCCUGGCUAAUUUAUGUCUCUUGUAUGGCAUGUUCUUCAAUAUCUCUAUUCUAAGUUUUGAAGUGUUUUGUCCAUUUUCUUUCACCCCUAGCUUAAGAACAUCUCUCUGAUUGGAUAGCCCAUAACUUGUAAGAAACUUGCUUUAAUUUAUCUAUGCUUAAAUUUAUGUA
Molecule: messenger RNA, 797 nt
Organism: Cucurbita maxima (winter squash)
Lineage: Eukaryota; Viridiplantae; Streptophyta; Magnoliopsida; Cucurbitales; Cucurbitaceae
Product: 60S acidic ribosomal protein P2-like
Exons: 4
Coding region: 136-474 (112 amino acids)
Biological process (GO): cytoplasmic translational elongation
Cellular component (GO): cytosolic large ribosomal subunit; ribosome
Molecular function (GO): structural constituent of ribosome
Source: RefSeq, a predicted model, not a curated record